ACCAUCACCCAAACCACACCCUUAUAUACCUAACUAUGACUGCAUGGAAUAAAUGAUUUGCCUGGUUGUGCUGAGUUUACUUAAGCAUUCAGUGAGUGUCAUGUGCAAGUCAACUGGCACAUGUGUUAUCUACUCAAGCAAGUCAACUUGCACAUGCGUUAUCUACUCAAGCAAGUCAACUUGCACAUGUGUUAUCUACUCAAGCAAGUCAACUUGCACAUGUGUUAUCUACUCAAGCAAGUCAACUUGCACAUGUGUUAUCUACUCAAGCAAGUCAACUUGCACAUGUGUUAUCUACUCAAGCAAGUCAACUUGCACAUGUGUUAUCUACUCAAGCAAGUCAACUUGCACAUGUGUUAUCUACUCAAGCAAGUCAACUUGCACAUGUGUUAUCUACUCAAGCAAGUCAACUUGCACAUGUGUUAUCUACUCAAGCAAGUCAACUUGCACAUGUGUUAUCUACUCAAGCAAGUCAACUUGCACAUGUGUUAUCUACUCAAGCAAGUCAACUUGCACAUGCGUUAUCUACUCAAGCAAGUCAACUUGCACAUGCGUUAUCUACUCAAGCAAGUCAACUUGCACAUGCGUUAUCUACUCAAGCAAGUCAACUUGCACAUGCGUUAUCUACUCAAGCAAGUCAACUUGCACAUGCGUUAUCUACUCAAGCAAGUCAACUUGCACAUGUGUUAUCUACUCAAGCAAGUCAACUUGCACAUGUGUUAUCUACUCAAGCAAGUCAACUUGCACAUGUGUUAUCUACUCAAGCAAGUCAACUUGCACAUGUGUUAUCUACUCAAGCAAGUCAACUUGCACAUGUGUUAUCUACUCAAGCAAGUCAACUUGCACAUGUGUUAUCUACUCAAGCAAGUCAACUUGCACAUGUGUUAUCUACUCAAGCAAGUCAACUUGCACAUGUGUUAUCUACUCAAGCAAGUCAACUUGCACAUGCGUUAUCUACUCAAGCAAGUCAACUUGCACAUGUGUUAUCUACUCAAGCAAGUCAACUUGCACAUGUGUUAUCUACUCAAGCAAGUCAACUUGCACAUGUGUUAUCUACUCAAGCAAGUCAACUUACACAUGUGUUAUCUACUCAAGCAAGUCAACUUGCAAAUGCGUUAUCUACUCAAGCAAGUCAACUUGCACAUGUGUUAUCUACUCAAGCAAGUCAACUUGCACAUGUGUUAUCUACUCAAGCAAGUCAACUUGCACAUGUGUUAUCUACUCAAGCAAGUCAACUUGCACAUGCGUUAUCUACUCAAGCAAGUCAACUUGCACAUGUGUUAUCUACUCAAGCAAGUCAACUUGUACAUGUGUUAUCUACUCAGGAACUGGUAGAUAAGUAAUAAACUUGGGCACGUCAACUGGUGUUAUCUACUCAAGCAAGUCAACUUGCAAAUGCGUUAUCUACUCAAGCAAGUCAACUUGCACAUGUGUUAUCUACUCAAGCAAGUCAACUUGCACAUGUGUUAUCUACUCAAGCAAGUCAAUUUGCACAUGUGUUAUCUACUCAAGCAAGUCAACUUGCACAUGCGUUAUCUACUCAAGCAAGUCAACUUGCACAUGUGUUAUCUACUCAAGCAAGUCAACUUGUACAUGUGUUAUCUACUCAGGAACUGGUAGAUAAGUAAUAAACUUGGGCACGUCAA
This is a messenger RNA of Haliotis rufescens (red abalone), 1646 nucleotides long. Its product is annotated as balbiani ring protein 3-like. The transcript is spliced from 2 exons. NCBI's taxonomy places the organism in Eukaryota, Metazoa, Mollusca, Gastropoda, Lepetellida, Haliotidae. The coding region runs from base 53 to 1339 and encodes 428 amino acids. The record is from RefSeq and is a predicted model, not a curated record.